Molecule: messenger RNA, 1771 nt
Organism: Cucurbita pepo subsp. pepo (vegetable marrow)
Lineage: Eukaryota; Viridiplantae; Streptophyta; Magnoliopsida; Cucurbitales; Cucurbitaceae
Product: RING-H2 finger protein ATL46
Molecular function (GO): ubiquitin protein ligase binding
Source: RefSeq, a predicted model, not a curated record
UCCAAGUAAUGUCUUGAAACAAAGCAUGAAUUUGGGUGUGAAUUUUGUUCUUAUUUCCAUUAUUAUUAUAUCAUGUUUUGUCUCAAAUCCAGCCAUUACCAUUAACAAUGGACGCGAUGGUUGAGCUUGAAUCUGCUCCACCCCUUCUCUCCAACCCCAACUCUUUCACACUUCCCUUUGUCUCCCAUGGUUGACCAAUCCCUCUCCCACGCUCUCUCCCUGCGCGUAUCUCCCAACCCACCGCCUCUUUUCCUUCUCCUCUCCUUUACUCUUCUGGGUAUCUCCCAUUCUUCCCAAAACACACUGAGAACCGAAAAUCCCCCAUCCCCUUCAAAACCCAUCUUCUCUUUUCGCCUCUGGUUUAGGGUUUUUGUUUGUUUUUGCAUUGUUCUAGUUCACUGAUUUUGGGGCUUCGGGCUUGGUUCGAUCUCUGAGAAGCGGAGGGUGUAUGGUUUUAAUUUUAGUAUUUUGAUCUCUGGAAUGUCAAAAUUGGUUUCUGGAGCAACCCCAUUUGAAAAUGACUCGGAUUCGGCAUCAAAUCUUUCAGAAAGAUGGAUUUCUGAGCUACCCUCCUCCUAUGCCGCCUUCUUCUUCUUCCCCUUUUGAUGUAAUUUACAAUAAGGAACCUACCCCACCAGCAGCGCCAUCUGCAACCUCGUCCGGUACGAGGAUAAGUCCAGCAGUUCUUUUUAUCAUAGUGAUUUUGGCUGUUCUGUUCUUCAUUUCUGGUCUGCUCCAUCUUCUUGUUAGAUUCCUUAUAAAGCACCCAUCUUCCUCAUCCUCCUCUCAAUCCAACAGAAACCCAGAACUGUCUCCUUCUGAUGCACUUCAAAGACAGCUUCAGCAGCUCUUCCAUCUCCAUGAUUCUGGUUUAGAUCAAGCUUUUAUAGACGCACUUCCUGUUUUUAAGUAUAAGGAGAUAGUGGGGCUUAAGGAGCCAUUUGAUUGUGCUGUUUGCUUGUGUGAGUAUUCUGAGAAGGACCAACUCAGAUUACUUCCUAUGUGCAGCCAUGCCUUCCAUGUUAAUUGUAUAGACACUUGGCUCUUGUCGAAUUCGACAUGCCCUCUUUGUCGAGGAACGUUAUUUAACCCUGGUUUCUCGAUCGAAAAUCCAAUGUUCGAUUUCGAUGAACUGGGAGAAGAAGCUGAAUGUGUUGGUAAUGCAGAUCAUAGGUUGCCUAAUUGUCAAAAAAGAAUGGAGAUUCAAGAGGUAGUGAAUGAAAAAGGAGGUUUCCCAGUGAAGCUUGGAAAAUUCAGAAGAAUGAACAUAGCUGAGGCUGUAGAGACCGAAGUUGGAGAGACCAGUAGUAGCAACUUGGAUGCUAGGAGAUGUUACUCAAUGGGAUCAUAUCAAUACGUUGUUAUAGACGCUGAGCUCAGAGUUCCCUUGUCUAGAGCUCAACAAGAGGGUGACCAUAAACAGCCCUUCAAAGGUACAGAACCAAAGGGCAUUGCAGAUUUGGAUGGGAAGAAGCUGAAUAGUGUAGCUAAAGGAGAGAGUUACUCUGUUUCGAAGAUCUGGCUUUGGUCUAAAAAGGGGAAGCAUCUGAGUUCUACUGAGCCGCAGAUAGGUAUGGAUUCUUCUCUUAAUACAGACUUGCCAUGGUUGAGGCAAACACAAGGGCCAUCAUAAAGAUGGCCUAAAAAACUCUGUUUUUUUCUGAAUGUUUGUUGUAUCUAUUUACAUUUUUGUGUUUGAGAUUUGGUUGGUGCUAACGUCUGAGGUAUUGAUUACAACAAAAGUGUUGGUAUCCAUCCAUAUGUCUUCCUA